UGCAGAUAUAACAGAAUGUCAGUGUUUUGUUAUGCCAUUAGUUUAUGCUGUGUUUUUAUGUUUAGGUUUGAUGGAGGGAGGAGUGACAUUUUCCCAAUGGAGUUUUUCCUUCCUCCACAGAGGACGUGCCUAAUUUGCUCUGAUGAAGCAUCUGGAUGUCACUAUGGAGCCCUCACUUGUGGAAGCUGCAAAGUGUUCUUUAAGAGAGCUGCUGAGGGGAAGCAGAAGUAUCUCUGCGCUAGCAGGAAUGACUGCACCAUAGAUAAACUGAGGAGGAAGAACUGCCCAUCCUGCCGUCUGAGGAAGUGUUUCGAGGCUGGGAUGACCCUGGGAGCCCGCAAACUGAGGAAGAUCGGACAGAUGAAAGGUCCAGAGGAGGUUGGCCCUGUUCAGGGCCCAUCAGAGACAAUCCAGUGCCUGUCGCCCAAGCCCAGCCUGACGUUCCACUCACAGUUGAUCUUCCUGAAUAUCCUGGAGUCCAUUGAGCCCGAGGUGGUGAACGCGGGCCAUGAUCAUGCUCAGCCUGACUCGGCAGUUGCUCUCCUCACCAGCCUUAAUGAGUUGGGAGAGAGGCAACUUGUCAAGGUAGUGAAAUGGGCCAAAGGACUUCCAGGUUUCCGUAACCUGCAUGUAGAUGAUCAGAUGACAGUCAUUCAACACACCUGGAUGGGAGUGAUGGUCUUUGCACUGGGUUGGAGGUCCUACAAGAACGCCAACGCGGGAAUGCUGUACUUUGCACCAGACCUGGUCUUCAAUGAUCAUAGGAUGCAUAUCUCCAGUAUGUACGAGCACUGUGUUCAGAUGAAGCACCUCUCGCAGGAGUUUGUGCUGCUGCAGGUCACGCAGGAAGAGUUCCUGUGCAUGAAGGCCCUCCUCCUUUUCAGCAUCAGUGAGUCUACUGCUGUUUGUGUGUUGUGUGUGUGUGUUCAGAAUAUUGUUC
This is a messenger RNA of Carassius auratus (goldfish), 940 nucleotides long. RefSeq names its product androgen receptor-like. Gene Ontology annotation, biological process: regulation of DNA-templated transcription. The record is from RefSeq and is a predicted model, not a curated record. Lineage: Eukaryota; Metazoa; Chordata; Actinopteri; Cypriniformes; Cyprinidae. Gene Ontology annotation, molecular function: zinc ion binding; DNA-binding transcription factor activity; sequence-specific DNA binding.